Messenger RNA from Clavispora lusitaniae ATCC 42720, 735 nucleotides. RefSeq lists its product as uncharacterized. The record is from RefSeq and is a predicted model, not a curated record. NCBI's taxonomy places the organism in Eukaryota, Fungi, Ascomycota, Pichiomycetes, Serinales, Metschnikowiaceae.
AUGUCAUUGCAAGCGAGAAGAGCCCUUUACUUCAAGUUUUGCGUGGCGGCGAAGUUCCGCUUGACCCCGGCGCCCACUUCUGCCAAAGAAAUCCUGUUUCUUCACGACAGUUUUGCCAAGUUGGCCACGCUAGAUUUCUUUCUGGUGGCUCCUGCUCACUUCACAGCUCCAAAUAGUUUCAACAGAGAAGUUUCGGUUGUGUUGAACCCGUUCCUUUACCAAAGCCAGGUCGAUCCGUUCAGCGAAACAGACCCCUCUCUCACACAAACAGUCAAUUCUCUUCUUCAGCGACAGCGCGAGAUCUCAGACUACUUACAUAGUAUCUGUGGAAUUCCACGCUACUCGUAUGUGGAAAACGACGAACUGUACUUUUCCGGGAAAGUGCUGGUUCCUUUCAAACAUACGCUCAAAUCAGGUGCUCGUCAUUUGGUUGGCGAGUAUUCAUUUUCCUCGUCUACAAUCAGCAAUCCAUUUGCAGUGGUGCAGUCAACCCAUCCGCAAAAGGAAAUCCUAUCCAACAUACGUCACAACUUUCAGAAAUAUCACAAGAUAGAGCCCAUUAUAAUAGAGCACGGCUGGCACGGGCUCCAGCGUAUUUUAGGUGCAAAAUCACACGUGAACGCCAAGGUGGAUAAAGGUGCUGAGUUAAACAUGGCUUGCAUUGCCAAUUUGGAGGAAAAAUUACCUAUAACUGAGCAACGCAAACCAACAAAAGACUUUCAGGGAUUUGUGUGA